AUGUCCGACCUUUCUCAAAAAUUCGAGAGAGAUGGUUUUGUGGUGAUUGAGAAUGUGUUCAACGAUGAGGAAAUCGAGGAAAUGAAGGGUGCAAUUGGCAAAAUUGUGGAUGACAUGAAUCUGGCGGAGCACCCAAAGAGUGUGUUUUCAACGUAUGAUGAGGAUAAGUUUGUCUUCAACAUUAUCAACAAAAAAAAAUUAUGGAGAGCUGAGAAACGUGUUGGGUCGUGA
This is a messenger RNA of Caenorhabditis remanei, 231 nucleotides long. RefSeq lists its product as uncharacterized. The record is from RefSeq and is a predicted model, not a curated record. Bases 1 to 231 code for a protein of 76 amino acids. Lineage: Eukaryota; Metazoa; Nematoda; Chromadorea; Rhabditida; Rhabditidae. The transcript is spliced from 2 exons.